AUGUCUGGAUUAAGUGACGCCGAACUUUUGCGUAAUGCUAAUGUUCGUCUAUGUCGAUUACGUGUUUGGUCCAAUUUCGAAGGACUUGGUUUUAAUCUUGAAGCAUCUACUCGACCACCACAUGUAAUUCGACUUGUCGAAUCGAAUAGUCCAGCAGCAGCUGGUGGUUUAAAAAUUCUUGAUGUUGUAUUAGCUGUUAAUCAAGAAGAUGUAUCUGAAGCUGAUUAUAAUCGUGUACGAAAUGCUAUUAAAACAGCUCGUGAUAGCAAUGCUCCUAUUGAACUACUUGUUGUUGAACAGCGUUUUUAUCAAGUAUUAAAGAAAAAAAAUAUUCCAAUUAAUCCUCAAACAGCAACUAUUAUAAAUACACCACCAACAAUGCCAAACGAUUAUUUAAAUUUUCCUAAACGUAUACCACGUACAUGUAAUAUACGUUUAAAUAAAGGCGAUACAUCGUUUGGUUUUGAAGUUAUUAAUGGUGAAAAUGAUAUUGGUGCAUAUAUUCAAGAAGUAUUUCCAAAUACUCCAGCUAGUUAUACACCGUUACGUAAAUGUGAUCGUAUCAUUGAAAUCGAUGAUAAAAACGUUGAUAAAGAUGUAAGCAAAUCUAUAUUAGAAAAAUUAGGUAAAGCAAAAACAAAAGGUGCUGUCAAAUUAUAUGUUGUUGAUACAGAAACAUAUAAAUAUGCUCAAAUAAAUAAAAUACUAUUAGGAUCGAAAGGAAAACGCAAAAGCCAAUCAGAAGAUAGAUUGUCAGCUAGUCGAUCUUACGCAAAUGAACGAACAUCUUCGUCUAUCAAUGGUGAUAAUCAACCACCACCAUCGAAUACAUCAACAAUUCGUGAUAUGCCAAAAACUAGAACACCAAGUGUACCUGAUCUUACACAAUCGACAAGAUCACAAAUACCACCAUUAAUUAUUCCUUCAUCAUCAGUACCAUUAAAAAAUGAAGAUAUUCGUUUAUGUAGUAUUUAUCGAGCUGAUGCUAGUGAUACAUUUGGUAUUGAACUUAAUUAUCAUCGUCGAGAACAAUUUCAUUCAUUAAGUAUUGUAUCUGGUCGAAAUAAUGAACCAUCAAAUGCUGAACUUGCUGGUAUAAAAACGGAUGAUCGUUUAAUUGAAAUCAAUGGUCAAAAUAUUCAAAAUCUUAGUCAUGAGCAAAUAACACAACGUAUACGUGCUGUUAAACAUCCUGAUCCAUUAGAAGUUUUAGUAGCUGAUGUUCCAACAUUUGUAUAUUAUAAACAACAACAAAAACUUAUUCAUCGUAAUUUACCAAAUGUUAAAAUUAUGCCAGCUAAUAGACCAAUACGUUCACCAUCACCAACUGCUUCAUCACAUCGAUCAAUUGAUAUGAGACCACCAUCGACUACGUCACGUGAACCACCUAGAAUUCAACCAACACCACCAGUUUUAAAUACUUUUGGUCGGGCACCAACAACAUCUGUUUUAGGAGAAUUAACUAAUAGUACUGUUGUAGCACCUGUACCUUCAUCAUUUUCAACAACAACAUCAUUACAACCACGUCAUAUUCCAAUACGAAAAGAUGCUCAAUUAUCAAAUGGUGUUGGUUUUAAUUUUCGUACAGUAACAAAUGAUGCAUCAUCAAAUACACCAUAUAGUCAUAUGGUUACAUCAGUUGAUAAUACAAAUUCAAUUGGUUCACAAGGUCUUCGUGUAAAUGAUUAUAUAUUAUCAAUAAAUGAUGAAAAUGUUGAAUAUUUAAAUCAUGAACAACUUGAAGAUAAAUUACGUCGAAUAAAUAAUAGUGAAACAGUACGUUUCUUAGUUACAGAUGGAAAUGUUUAUCGUGCAUAUAAGCAAAGUUCACAAAAUUUAAAAACAAACUAUGAUCUUAUUGAAAAACCAAAAAUACAAUCAUCAAAUACAAAUUUACAACAAAUACGAAGACAAUAUCGUCUUCAACGUAAUCCAGAUUUUGAAGGUUAUGGUUUUCGUGUACGUUCAAAUCAUCAAAUAGAUGGUACACCACAUCAAAUUGUUUCUGUUGAACCAUAUUCACCCGCUGAUACACAAGGUCUUCGUGUUGGAGAUUAUAUUUUACGUGUUAAUAAUCAAACAGUUGAACAUAUGAGUCCAUCUGAAUUUACAUCUUUAAUGCAAAAUUUAGUAAGAAAUGAUAAUUUACGUGAUGCAGCUUUAUUAUUAGAAGUUAUGGAUGAAGAUACAUAUCGAUCAAUAAAUAAUUUACCUCCAGUAUCACAACAAUAUCCACCACCACCUAUGGAUACUUUAACAACUGAUCGUCGAACACCAACACGUUCACCUUAUGAUUCAUAUCCACAAUCGACAGCUAUGGAUGAGCCUUAUCCUAAAAUGCGACAAUGUUUUAUUCGACCUUGGCCAAAUUAUCGAGAUCUUGGUUUUACUAUUAUUCAAACACCAAAUGCACCUGAUGGAGGAUAUCAAAUACAACAACUUCGAUUAGAUUCACCAGCUGCACAUACACAUAUUCGUAAUAGUGAUCAUUUAAUUCAAGUAAAUAAUAUUAAUGUUGAAACAACUGAUUUUCCAUAUGUUCAACAACUUAUUCAUGAUUCAUAUCGUCGAGAUGGUGAAGUUAGUUUACUUGUUAUUGAUGAUGUGGGUUAUCAAUGGUAUAAACGUAAUCAUUUUCGUAUUGAUCCAUUAUCUCAAAGAGCUAAUGUCACACGUCACAUUACACCUGAACAUCAAGCUGUAUAUACAUCAACUGAUUCAAGUGUUAUAUCACCACCAAUGCAGUAUACACCUGUUGAGCAAAUGCCUAUUCAAAAAGAAAUUCAAAUUCCACCAACACCAUAUCAACCACCGAUAACAACAACAAGUCGACCACCAUCCGUCGGACCAUCAAGUCGACCAUAUCCAUAUACAAAUGGUUAUGUAUCACCAACACGGGAUUCAUAUUAUCGACCAACAGUAGCACCAAGUUUGUCAUCAUCUUUAAAUCGUCCACGUUUGCCAUUAUCACGUGCUGCUGUUGAUGUUGUUGAUGAAAAAUCAAUGUUACGUUUCUGUCGUUUAAAUACCGAACCCGGUCAAACGUUUGGUUUUGAAUUAGCACAAGAAGAUAAUAAACAUAUUAUUCGUAAUGUUAAACCAGAGUCACCAGCUGCUCGAGCUGGUUUACAUAAUGAAGAUCGUUUAAUUGAAGUAAAUGAUGAAAAUGUUACUCAUAAAUCACAUCGAGAUGUUGUUGCUUUAAUAAAAAAUGCUAGUAAUAAUGGUGUUGCACGUUUACUUAUAUCACCAAGUAACAUCAAACCAUUAAAUAAACCUUCAUCAAAAACAUCAGCUAAAACAAAAUCAUUACCAUCAUUGAAUGAUGAACGUAUGUAUGGUGAUGGUAAAAAUUUUGAUCAAUAUACAACUUGGUCACCAUAUGAUGGUUCAUUUGGUGGUCAACAACAACCACCAACAAUGGUUAAAUAUUUAUCAACAUCACGUCUUGAUCAAUCUGGUUUAUCACCACCACUUCAUUCAGAACGACCAUAUAGUGCUCAUGGUUUUGAUACAUAUCAACGACAACCAUUUCGAACAACACAAUUUACUAGUCAAUCAUAUUUACCUACCGAUCCAUGGCCUCGAAAAUGUAUUCUUAUUCGUGAUCCAGGUUUUCAUGGAUGUGGUUUUCGAAUGAUUGAAAAAGAAAAUUAUGAUACACCAAUGGUUAUUGAAGUACGUUCGAAUAGUCCAGCUAAACGAAGUGGUUUAAUUGAAGGUGAUCAUAUAAUUUAUAUUGAAAAUCGUAAUGUUCAAGCUGUACGAUCAUUUGAUGAAAUGACACUUUUAAUUCAACGAACAUUUGAAGAAACAGGCCAAGUUACACUUGUUACAUUAACAGCUCCAGCUUAUCAAGUAUUAAAACGUAAAGGUGGUUAUUUACAACCAGAUCCAUUUGAUUAUCAAUUACCCUAUGUACGAGAAUUAGCACCACGUUUAUGUCGAAUUGUUUUAUAUAAUCAUGAACAAGAUUUUGGCUUUACAUUACAACGUGGUAAUCCAAUAAAUAUUAAAGAUGUUCAUCCAGGUUCACCAGCAUAUGAAUAUGGUUUACGAGCAAAUGAUAAAAUCAUUGAAUUAAAUGGUCGUGAUACGGCAACAUUAUCAUCAGAACAAAUCAUUGAAAUAAUUGAAACAAGUAAACGACGACGACAAUUAGAUAUAUUAGUUAUUGAUUCAGCUGGUUUCGAAUUUUCAAUAAAACAUGCUAUACCAAUUAAUUCACUUUUACCAUUUGUUCAACCAGGACAAAGACGAGGUAAAGUAUUUAUUUAA
Messenger RNA from Rotaria sp. Silwood2, 4278 nucleotides. NCBI's taxonomy places the organism in Eukaryota, Metazoa, Rotifera, Eurotatoria, Philodinida, Philodinidae. The record is from the annotation of a GenBank genome assembly.